Plectropomus leopardus (leopard coralgrouper) is the source of this 2074-nucleotide messenger RNA. It is a transcript of the gene slc35b1, whose product is annotated as solute carrier family 35 member B1. Lineage: Eukaryota; Metazoa; Chordata; Actinopteri; Perciformes; Serranidae. Gene Ontology annotation, biological process: UDP-galactose transmembrane transport. Gene Ontology annotation, cellular component: endoplasmic reticulum membrane; Golgi membrane. Gene Ontology annotation, molecular function: UDP-glucose transmembrane transporter activity; UDP-galactose transmembrane transporter activity. The record is from RefSeq and is a predicted model, not a curated record.
UGACGCGACCGCUUUUUCUGCACUAAAUAUAGGUUUUAAUUGCUCAAUGAAAACACGGACUGUACUCUGCUGACAGGACUGUUUCAGAUCCUCGGGUGGGAAUGGGAUGUUUUUGAUUUGACCGCCAUCCUGGAGGAGAAAAUUUAGAUACACCAAAAUGAUACAAUAUAAACACAUGACAUGAUAUGUGAGUGUUUGUGCAUCUUCAGACAAUUCAAGGUAGCGUUAGCAAGCUUUGGCAAAAUAACAGUUAAUGUGCACGAGAAGGUUUGAAGGAAAUAUCCUCAGCCUGCCUCAGACACCCACACCUAACGUGACAAAGCGAGCACCAUUUCCGGGCUCGUGACAUCGGCUAUAGUGGAGCGGGACGUCGGUGUGAGGGGCGCGGGGAGCGGAGCGGUGUCGGUUAACAUAGCCGGGCUGGUGGACGACAGCAUGUCUGCGGGAAAGGGAGCAGGGAAACCCGCCUCGAUGUGGGACAAUAUGCGGAUACGGUUCAUCGUUUGCUUCCUGGGAGUCUUCGUUUGUUACUUUUACUACGGAAUAUUACAAGAGACUAUCACUCGAGGGGAUUAUGGUCACGGAGACCAAAAGGAGAAGUUCAGGUUUGCCCGGACGCUGGUCUUCAUUCAGUGCAUUAUCAGUGCUCUGUUUGCUAAGAUCUUGAUCCAGUUUUUUGAGGGCUCCAAGCCGGAUCUCACCAAGAGCUGGCUCUACGGGCUGUGUUCCCUUUCUUAUCUUGGAGCCAUGGUGUCCAGUAACUCUGCCCUGCAGUAUGUCAACUACCCCACACAGGUGUUGGGGAAAUCCUGCAAGCCCAUACCUGUGAUGAUCCUCGGAGUGACAAUUCUGAGGAAGAAGUACCCGCUGGCUAAGUAUCUGUGUGUGCUGCUUAUUGUGAGCGGUGUAGCGCUGUUCCUCUACAAACCCAACAAGAGCUCAGCUGUUGCAGAUGACCAUGUUUUUGGGUUUGGGGAGCUUCUGUUGCUACUCUCUCUGACAUUGGACGGUUUGACUGGUGUGGCCCAGGACCACAUGAGGGCACGCUUCCAGACGAGCGCCAACUACAUGAUGCUGAAUAUCAACUUGUGGUCCACUCUGGUGCUGGGACUAGCGGUGUUGUGGACAGGGGAGGUGUGGGAGUUCCUAAGUUUUACUGAACGCCACCCGAGCAUCAUCUACAAUAUUCUUCUGUUUGGACUGACCAGUGCUCUAGGCCAGACCUUCAUCUUCAUGACUGUGGUGUACUUUGGGCCUCUAACGUGCUCCAUCGUCACCACCACAAGGAAGUUCUUCACCAUCCUCGGCUCUGUUAUUCUGUUUGGCAAUGUCAUGACUCCGAUGCAGUGGUUUGGCACCAUCCUGGUGUUCCUCGGUCUCGGAUUUGAUGCUAAAUUUGGCAAAGCCCCGAAGAAGACGACACAUUAAAACACCUGGAGCACAUGAUAAAAACAUUUCGAAUGCAAACACUCUAUAGCCAGUAUCUUAUUUUCAUAGGAUGUCCUGUAUAGGCAUACUGUAUGUGCCUAUGAUUUGUUUAAGAAUGGUCAGAUUUUUAACUUAACUAUUUAAAAGAGUGUCCAGCUUCUGUUGUAUACUGUUGAUGUACCGGAGAGACGCAUUUUACUUGGGAUCAAGUCCUGGAUGAACUGUGACGAGCCAUUAUUAUCCUUUUUUUUUUAGAUACCACACUUUUGUCGAGGGCUUUGGACUGGCUGAAAGAUACAGGUGGAAAAAAUACUGUAUUUAGACAAAUCUUUAUGUUUCUGAAACCAGCUCACCUCCCUUGGAUGGACACUGAAACCAAACAAGGCCUCCUAAUAUAUACAUUUCCAGCAUUUAACUCAUGAACUUGCCACCAAAUAAGGCUUUGUUUACAAACUGUUGCUUGAAUAUGUGUAAUUAUCACAUAUGUCAUAUUUUUUCUCAGCGAACAAUCAGCUGAGCAUCAUGUCAUCUAUAAGAUAUAAACAGUAGUACGUAGCCUGAGUUAUGUCCAAUCUUACUAUUGAAUUGUUUUUACUUUUAUUUUCUACAAGUUCAAAAGAACUUACCAUAAAGGGAAAUUGUGAUA